Papaver somniferum (opium poppy) is the source of this 1157-nucleotide messenger RNA. Its product is annotated as GDSL esterase/lipase 6-like. The record is from RefSeq and is a predicted model, not a curated record. NCBI's taxonomy places the organism in Eukaryota, Viridiplantae, Streptophyta, Magnoliopsida, Ranunculales, Papaveraceae. The coding region runs from base 60 to 1157 and encodes 365 amino acids. Gene Ontology annotation, molecular function: hydrolase activity, acting on ester bonds. The transcript is spliced from 4 exons.
AUUCCCAAGUUACUACCGCUACUCUUAAAUGUUUACAGUAAGCUGCUGGGUUUUGAGAGAUGGAUGGGAUGAACAAGAAUAAGCAGUUGUUACUGAUCUUGAUGCUGUCUGUUCUGAUUACAACGGUAGCAUCAUACAAUGUUCCUGCGAUAUUUUCAUUUGGGGACUCCAUCUUCGAUGCCGGAAACAAUCGUUUCAAAAAGGACUGCACCAUUCAAGCAAAUUUUACACCUUAUGGCCAAAAUUACUUCCACCACCCUACUGGAAGGUUUACGAACGGUCGAACCGUCCCUGACUUCUUCUGCCAAUUUCUAGGAAUUGAUCUGCAAAAACCGUUUCUCCAGGCUGCAAUGGAGGUAAACAACAAUAAGAGCCAGGGUUACCCAUCGAACGGCAUCAACUUCGCCAGUGCAGGUAGUGGUGUUAUGAAUGCAACAAACGCCGACGAGGGAGUGAUGCCGAUCCACCAGCAGCUCGACCAAUUCAAACUCCUAAUGAGCCAAAACAGAAUCGAUAAGAAACUUGUUCAACAAUCACUUUUCUUAUUUGAGUCGGGUUCAAAUGACAUCUUCAAUUACUUCAUUCCUUUUGAAACUCCAACACUAGAUCCAGAUGCAUUUGUUGAUGUCAUGCUAGCAGAAGUUGGAUACUUGAUCGACCAAAUUUACCAACUCGGUGCUCGUCGGAUAGGAAUCUUUUCACUUGGACCAGUAGGUUGUGUACCAGCAAGGGCUCUUCUUCCUGGCGCACCCGUUACUAAAUGUUUUGGAAAGAUGAAUAAGAUGAUUAAGAAAUAUAACAAGGGACUUGAAACCAUUGUCAUGGGUGUGCCUCUAACGCAUCCUGGAGCUGUUGCUGUCUAUGGUGCUGUUUAUGAUGUCGUUCAGAGGUUUAGGACUAUUCCACAGCGAUACGGGUUCUCGAAUACGUCAACCGCAUGUUGUGGUGUAGGAGUUCUUAAAGGAAUGGCUCAGUGUGGGAAAGAGGAAUUUAGUGUCUGCGAAAAUCCCAACGAAUACUUGUUUUGGGAUUUCUUCCAUCCAUCUGAGCAUACAUACAAACUUCUGUCCAAAGCAUUAUGGAGUGGUAAACCAUCAAGAAUUAGACCCUUCAAUAUUCAGACUCUAGUUAAUAUGACUGUGGUAAUUCCUCCUUAA